Messenger RNA from Nilaparvata lugens (brown planthopper), 5174 nucleotides. RefSeq names its product sialin. Bases 79 to 1551 code for a protein of 490 amino acids. The transcript is spliced from 10 exons. Gene Ontology annotation, molecular function: transmembrane transporter activity. Gene Ontology annotation, biological process: transmembrane transport; monoatomic anion transport. The record is from RefSeq and is a predicted model, not a curated record. Lineage: Eukaryota; Metazoa; Arthropoda; Insecta; Hemiptera; Delphacidae. Gene Ontology annotation, cellular component: plasma membrane.
CAAAAAUUGUGUUGACACCUGCAGCUAGGUAAAGUUUGUUGCUCUACAAAAAAAGAGUAACUCACAGAGCAGUUGGAGAUGGAGCAGUUGGAGUGGUUUCCAAGACGCUACCUAGUGGCUAUCCUCGGGUUUCUUGGAUUUGCCAACAUCUAUGCGCUGAGGGUGAAUCUGAGUGUGGCCAUUGUGUCCAUGACUAGAAACCGCACCUAUCAAGCGCCCAAUGGAACUAUCAUCAAUCUCGGUCCGGAAUUCAGCUGGGACCGUGAAAUCCAGGGCUUGAUUCUGAGCUCCUUCUUUUACGGCUACAUCGCCACGCAGAUCCUUGGCGGAUACCUGGCCUGCCAUUACGGAGGCAAGCGUCUGUUCGGCGUCGGAGUCCUGGCCACAGCCAUCUUCACCCUCCUCACACCGCUGCUGGCCAAGAUCAGUGUUUACCUGCUCACUGCCGCCAGGGUGGUUGAGGGACUUUUCGAGGGAGUGACGUACCCGGCUAUGCACGGGCUGUGGAGUCGAUGGGCGCCCCCCGCGGAGCGCAGUCGGCUGGUGACCAUCACUCUGUCUGGUAGCUACAUCGGCACAGUGUGCGCCCUCCCCCUCUCCGGAGCACUCGCCGAGACCCAGAGAUGGUCCGCCAUUUUCUACAUCUUUGGCGUACUGGCUCUGAUUUGGAGCGCUGUUUGGUUCUACGUUGUGAGUGAAACUCCUCGCACUGACAAGAAAAUAUCUGAGGCUGAACGUGAAUAUAUCGAAGAGUCUAUUGGAAUAACCUCUUCUUCAAAUCUUUCGAAAAUAGAAGUUCCAUGGCACAGCAUUCUGACUUCGGUGCCGGUUUGGGCCAUAGUGGCGGCGCAUUUCUGUGAGAACUGGGGAUUCUACACCUUGCUUACUGAGCUACCAACUUUCAUGACUGACAGGUUUGGCCACAACAUGCAUGAUGCAGGUGUGCUCUCGUCUUUUCCUUUCCUUGUGAUGGGAAUAGUGGUUCAGUGCAGUGGCUACCUCGCUGAUUGGCUCAGAAGCACCGGUCUCCUUUCUACUAUGCAGGUUCGUAAACUGUUCACUUGCAGUGGUUUCAUGAGCCAGGCCAUAUUCCUGGUGGCAGCCGCUCAUCUGUCGUCGCCGGGUGCAGUGAUCGCCACUCUCACUGUGGCGGUGGGCUUCGGUGGACUCGCUUGGUCUGGAUUCAGCGUGAAUCAGCUUGAUAUAGCUCCUCAGUUCGCCAGCGUGUUGAUGGGUUUAUCCAAUACCGUGGCCACCAUUCCAGGAAUCAUAAGUCCCCUACUUACCGGACAUCUUAUCAGGCACAAGACUAUUUACGAAUGGCAAACCGUUUUCAUGAUCUCGUCGUGUGUCUACAUCCUCGGCGCCAUUAUCUAUUCUCUGCUGGCUUCAGGCAAGAUCCAGCCAUGGGCAUUCAACACACAGGAGUGCAACACCUUGCUCGACGACCAAUCACACACCUCCAAUGAGGAGUUGGCCCCGCCCACCAUAACCACCACAACCAAUGCGGCUGUCGAGGAAGAAAUCGAGGAAGAUGACGAUGACGAUUGAACGCCCUAAUUUGUAAGCUGACCUACCCUACCAUAAUCAUUCUACUAAUCGGGAUAAUCUGUGUCUAUUCACUAUUGUGAUGUAAUAUUUAUGUGGCGUAGAGUAGUACGUUUCUUUCUGUGAUAACCUUGCAUUUCCAUGUACAACCCCUUCAGUAUAUUAUAUGCGUACAUGUAGGCCUACUGGUUGACUUCCAAAAAUAAGAGAGUUUUCAAAUAAGAGAGUUUGGAUCAAGAAGUAUAUUAUCAUCCCACUCAGCAACAACUUCUAAAUAUAUGCAUCUUCUAAAUAUUAUUAAUGUAUACAUUUUGACACUAAAUAAAAUGAGAUAAAUACCCGAAACUAGUCAUGUCUCGAAGAAAUUAAAAAAGGUACUAGUAAUUCUAUGCAAUUGAACUCUCAAGUAGCCCAAUCAAAAAAUAAAUGAUAAAUAUUUAACAACUAAGAAUUGUGCUACAAUUGAUAUGAUAAAUGUAUACUAUGAUAAACAAUGAUAAUGUAUGUUUCCUUCAGCCCUGUGUGAUGCUCUGUAUUGAAAAUAACUUAAAUCAUCUUUUAGACUGUCUCUUACUAAUUCAAGUAGGGCAGGUGACGCUAAUGCUCUUAAUACAUUCCCACUUUUCUAAUACAUUUUCAAAGUUAAAAAUUGAGACAAUUAGUUUUCACAUUUGUCUCAAUCUCUAUCUGAUUAUCAAAUACAGCGAUCUGAUAAUGAUCAUGAUUUCCAAGUUUGAUAAUGAUUUGUUUUUUUCUUUCUAGUUUGAUAAUAGAUUUCUUCCUGUUCUUCUCUUUCUUUUAUGUCUUUAAGAUUGCUAUCGAUUUAACUGUAGGAAGCUUAUAAUAAAUUUCUUCCUGUUCUUCUAUUUCUUUCAUGUCUUAAAGAUUGCUAUCGAUUUAAGUGUGGGAAGCAUGCUGAAGGGGUUGGCCUACUAACAAAUCUAGUCCGUAACAAUUUAUUUAGAAACUAAAAUAAUGUUAUUCAAUGUUGCUUGAUUUGUAAAUUGAUUAUAUUUUUUGACUGUUUUGAUGGAUUCUAGUCAUAUGGUUCCUUACUUUACUAUGCAGUAGUUGAUUUUCUAUUUUUAUUCUAGUUUGAUAAUUAGUUAUAAUAUUAUGCUUUUUAGAGAACUAUAUUUCAAUGGAAUUCUUUCAUAUUUUUUAGAGUUAAUUGGUAGGCCUAGUAUAUUUCAAUGGAGAAACUUAUUUGGUUAAUCUGUGCUCUUAAUGGCUACUGUAGUGUACUACAUAUUUUAAUUUGCCCAACUACUCGUAAUAAUCAACUACUAACAAUAUAAUCAUUAUUAUUAUGAAUUUUCGUCUUAAAAAAUCUUAUCUUGAAAAAAAUUAUCAGCUGUUAUAUAGUUAUCCAAUAGUUUAUUGAGUGUUUCAUGGUAUUAAAUUUUAUCGUGAUAGCAGGUAAUUGUGUGUAUUAGAUGAUAGUCUUGUUUCAUUGAAACCUAUUCAAUUUGUUUUCUUCAUCCUUCACUGUGCGUUCAUCAACAAUUGACACAUUUCUUACACAAAUAAUGCUUACAAGCUCUUGGAAAAUAAAAUUGCACAGUUUGUACUAUAUUUUAUCAAUUUUUCUACUGAGGAAGUUCAUGAUUUCUUGAACUUGGCCUAUUUUUGGCCUAUAUGACUGCCAAUCUGAUCGGGUAGAUGAAAAUGGUAUCUCGCAUACUUCAUCACAUAUUUUCAUGUGUUAUUUGCUAGUAUUCGAAGCUGUUGGUUGUCAUGAUGAUCAUCUUACGUUUUUUAUUCAUCUUGAUGUUCAUUCUGAGAGUCAUUAUGAUCUUUCUAUCUUUUUCCAACAAACUUGACUUUUCAACUCAAUCUAUUUUCCUAAUGAAAGAAUUAGUGGUUGGUGUCAAGAGCAGUAGUUGAAUUUCAACUUCUAUCAGGCUCUUAUUGGAAUUUCUGUCAAUUAUUGAUAUUAUUAGAGAUCUAUCCACUUUGCACAUUAUAAUAAUACUCUUAUUCUACAAUUCAUAUUUUCUAAACCUAUUUUCACGUACUUAUUAUGUUAUGAGUAAGAAUUUUAUAAUAUAGUUAAGAAUAUUCUACCAAGAAUGUUGAGGGAUUGUCUGUGAUAGUCUGAACUGAUUCAGAAGUGCUAUAGAAACAUGUAUUUUUCUAUAUUGGUUUUAAUUACCAUUAACCAUUUAACUUCACCUAUUCUCUUUCCAAGUUUCACUGUAAAUGACUAUCCCUUUCCUCCUAUUUUCAUUGUCUUGUGAUUGACAUUUUUCAUUCUAAUACAAUUGGAUUAUGUUUUCAAUACGUAUCUGUCCUGUAAAAUCAUGUAAGAAGCUAAUUUGGAGAAUAUUGCAAACAAUCUUGGAAUAAAAUUUUCUCCCUAAUCUAUAAUUUUUUUCCAAACUAACCUUUUGCACUAUCGUGGACGCUGUAUGGCCAAGAUCGCAAUAUACAAAAUAGCCAAGAUAUCACUCUUCUAAGAAUAAAAAAAUUUAAUGUUCCAGAUUCCCUUUGCUAGAAUAGAAAUUCUAUACAUAAACGCAUUAUUGCAAGAAUUAUUCUGUACUAUUCUCCAUAAAAUCGACCGUUUUCGAGUAAAAUCAGCAUGAACAUUCUACAUCAUUAUCCAAGGUAGACAGAAUGCAUUCUGAUAUCACUUUUGGUAAAUUUAUGAAAAAUCUUGAUAAUUAAGAAAUCAAUUGUUCCAGAACUGGUCUUUCAUUUUUUUCAAUAGCAUCCCUCAUCCUAAUAAAUGUUAUAUUUACAUACAUAUUCAUUAUCGAACCCAAAAUAUUCUCAUACACAUAUAUCAAACAUUACUAUCAAUUCAAUUAUAAAUACACUGACGCUUUAUGCGAUGUUCCACAUUCAUAAAUACUCAUUUCACCUUCAAUUUUAAAAUUAUCAUCCAUGUCUUCCCUAAUCACUUUAAACCUCCCUAACCUAUCAAUUAUUAUUGUCUAUAUCAAAUUAUAAUCAUUGAAUGUGCCAAUGUCAACCCAUUAUUGUAGUUAUAGUAUCAGAGAUAUAAUAUAUAGAGAUAUAAUAUAUUUAAAGUAGUGAAUGUAUUCGCUGUCUAUUAAUGAGUGUUUCAUGAAGAAUGCAUGUUUUAUUGUAUGUUGACGUUUCUAAGAAUUUAUUGAUUUUUUUUUCAAAUGUGUUUCUAAUAAUUAUCAUUCAAUUGGUUGUUGUGGAUAACUGUAUUUUUUGUAACAAAUUAUUUGGUUGUGUGAUUAUGUGGUGAUGGUGCAAUUUAGAAUAAUAAAAUGCAUAUAUUUCGAAUCGCUUCACUAAUCAAAACUUAGAAUAGAACAGUAUUGAUUUAAUCAAGUUUAUUCUAUGAUCAAAUAUAUACAACAUAUAGAUGAUUAUAACAUUAUAUUGUGCAUUUAAGAGCACUCAACCAAUGUAGCAUAUAGAUACCGUCUAUAAUAACACUUGAAAUGUUGUUGUAUAAAGCAGUGAGUAAAACUCCAUAUCACAUUAUUAUACAUAUAUCUAAAUGCUACAUCGCAUAAUGUUGUCAUAUUAUUUUAAUCAGCAUAGUUAGGUUAAUACUCACUAGAAACAUAUGCAGUCUAUAUGAAACACUCUCUAUAUUAAAUGUAAGUGUAUGUUGAUAAUCUAAUUAAAUCUAUGCAAAUGUU